This is a messenger RNA of Podarcis raffonei (Aeolian wall lizard), 2744 nucleotides long. Its product is annotated as F-actin-monooxygenase MICAL2-like. Bases 1 to 1980 code for a protein of 659 amino acids. The transcript is spliced from 10 exons. NCBI's taxonomy places the organism in Eukaryota, Metazoa, Chordata, Lepidosauria, Squamata, Lacertidae. The record is from RefSeq and is a predicted model, not a curated record.
AUGCAUAGGCCUGAAUUUGCAUGGUUGCAAGCUCUUCAACGAGCCCACAGUCUUCGAGAACCUUCUGCAUCAAAAAAGUACCAAAACUGGAAGAAGAAAAUUCAGUCAAAUUUUCCUCUAUUGUACAAGAAAAACGGGUCGUCUUCAAAGGAUACCUCUGCCUGUGUUCAAAGUGUCUUUAAGGAUGAGGUCUUUCAGACAGAGCUGAUAUCUCCUGACAAGAGUCCAGAAAUUACAAGAGGACAUUUCAAGCUACACAGCCCAGCAUUUCAAAGGAAAGGAAAAGCCAAAGAUAAACCCAGUGAAAUUGCAUCCUAUGUUCCUCACUAUUCACUCCACAACUGCCCUGAUAGCUUUCCAUUGGCACAUAGCAAAUCCACUUGUCACGUUGAUCUGACUUCACCUCUCAGUUACCCUCAGCUUGAAGGCAAGGAUUACAGAACUGAAGAUGCACAUUUAGGAAACUGGGUGAUGAAUAGUGAGCCACUGAUCUCUCAGUUGUAUACAAAGAAUUCAGGGUUGUCCUCUGCAGACCCUGAUGACGAAGAUAAGAAUGCCAAAGAACAGCAUGAUAAACAUUUGAACAAAGCUAAAAACAAGAUAAUGAGGAGGUUGACACUUUCAAUGGAGCAGAAGCCCAGAAGACUUGCUCUGGAUGAUGCUGAGCUAGAUAUUACAAGAAUGGAACGUGACUGCCAAGGAAUUCCAGACCAGAAGAAUGCUUAUUUUAACAGAUAUGAGAACAUACCGAAACAAUCCAGUUGUGGUCAAUCUCAGAGGUUCUCAGAUAACCAUUCUCCAGUUUUGUCUCCUGGACAGACGCUUUCAAAGAAUGUUGGUGACUGUCCCAAAGAACACACUGCCACCCAGCCGAAAUCACCACUGAGGCUAAUUGCCAAAGCUAUAAAGAAAUCCAUCAUAGAACCUCUUACUUCUCCUCCAGCAGGUUUGAAAAAGGCCCAGGACACACCUGCCAAAUUUCCUUUGGAAAGCACAUUUUUCAAUUUCCCGCAGGCCCUGGUUCGCUCUGCUAGUCUCAGAUGCAGCAAGAAUCAUGGAGACUAUAACGUACAAACACAGGAGCUCAGUGUGUUGGAUGAUGCAGAAAAAAGACUUGGAACGAGGAGUUCAAAUGGCUCUCAUUUUUCCAGCAGUCCGAGAGAGGAAUAUUCAUGUGUUGACAAAGGCACGUCUUUUCCUGUUUACAGUGCGCAUAGCAGCCCUUCCCAGAGUCUUCAUAAGCCCGAACAUUCCUCUUCUACCAAUGCUGAUGAUGUGCCAACACUUCUAGAAAGGUUUACCCUUAAAGAGAACCUCUGGAAGUCUGCCAGGGAUGAGUGGUGUGCUCACAAUCAAAAGAACACCCGCUAUUCAUCUCUAAGGCACAGGAACAAAAACGCUGAUUCCGUUUUGGAUGGUCCUGAACAGAGGAACAAUGUGUGGAACCUAUUCAGCAGCUUUAGGAAUAAAGCAGAUGUCAAAGUUAAAAGCCCUGUGUCACCCUGUACCAUCUUUGAUGUUGAUGAAGUACUAAAUAGUUCUUCCAAAGGAGACUACUUGGGUUCUGAACAUUUACCUGCCAGAAAACAAGUUGUUGACUAUUGCUCUUCAUCCUCUGACAGCGAAUUAGAAGGCAGGUCUUCAUUGCCACGCAAGACAAAAAGAACUCUGAGAAGAAACAGAAAGUUGGAAAAGGAAACAAAGCAACUGGUUAAACAAGAGGAACUAAAGAGGCUCCAUAAAGCACAGGCUAUCCAGCGGCUACUGGAAGAAGUGGAGGAGAAGCAGCGAGCUCUGGAGGUGUAUGGUGUUCAGCUCGAGAGGGAACUACGAGGAGAAUCAGAUUCAAGCACACAAGAUGAAACUCAACUGUUACAUGAAUGGUUUGAGCUGGUAUUGGAGAAGAAUAAAUUAAUGCGCUAUGAAUCUGAACUGCUGAUCAUAGCCAAAGAGCUGGAAUUCGAGGAUCAUCAGAACUAACUGGAGAAGAGAGAGGGAGAAAUGACCUUGAUGGUUCCAGGACAGAAUGCUGGGAGUAGCCAAAUUCAUCGCCCACCUUGCCAGCCCAUGCAACCAUCCAGCUGCAGCCACACCCCACCUGACAGAGAUGGAUUUAGGAGCUGUGACCAGUGGAAAAAAAAGGUGAAAGGCAGCACUUGGGGAGUCUGAGAAAGGGAAUACAAAUUCUCAAUGUUGUACACACUGGCGCCAGGCAAAUAUUUUCCUUUCCAGCAUAGUGACCACCAGCACUGCAAGAUCAUGUUUAAAAUGUUGUUGAAGAGGAAAGCCCUGCAUGCUAUGACCGCCAUGAGAAGAAUGGUGUUCUCCUUACAAGUUCUAAAAAUAGCUCUUCAUUCACAUCAACAUAUGCAAAAUGAAUAAAUGAGUUCUAUGCCUGUCUUGUCUGAUUUGCAUCCAUUGCAGAAAUUGAUGUUCAAAGGGUUUGUUUUUCACUUCCUGGAAUUUAAAUUCCGAGUGCUCUUGAAAGUCACGGAACUAUAGUAUUGAUUUAGUUGAAAGCAAAACCAAGAUUGUAUCAUUUUUCAUUCACCUGUCUGUAUUUGUGAUUGUUCCUUCUGCAUGUUUUACUUCAUGAAUAUGUCACAAAGCAAAGUGUUACAAUUUUUAAAACAAGCAUCACCCGUAUAGCAACACAUUAACCUUAAGCAGCAUUUCUUGUAGUGGAAGAAGAUAUUCUUUAAAUUACAGAUUAUAUGUGUACAUUGUAAGCAGCAGAAAAAGUG